AUGAUGUUGUUUCCCGCUUUUCUAUUCUGUUUUAUUGCUUCAAAGCUGGCCAUAUGUUUCGCUUGUAUUCCUACACAAUAUGUUGAAGUUGAGGUUUUAGUUACGCCAACUACAACGUUAGCUCCGGGUAGGUGCCUUUUUGCCACGUCAUAGCUCACCAGCCUCCCUUUUUUUAGUCUGCUCAGUAUGCACAAGCAUCUACGAAAAAACCGACUGCCCCAUCGACCCACCCACCGGCUUCUACGAUUACUCCACCGACUACUGCUAUUCCGCAACCCAAGUAGGCGGUGUAGAAUUGACGCGCGGAAAACUACCGGAUGGUUACGGUGAUGAGAAUACUUGUUAUAUUGACGUGGCAUGUCCCUCACCAACCACCGCCGCUUAUACAAGACCCGAUGGUGUGACAACUACUUAUUCGGGAAAUCUGGUUGCGACAUGUUCGGAGUUGACUGGGGUUUGGCAGUUUAGGGAAGCUUCGAAUGAUCCAAUCACUAAUGCUGUUUGUAGAGGGUCAACUUAA
Caenorhabditis angaria is the source of this 520-nucleotide messenger RNA. NCBI's taxonomy places the organism in Eukaryota, Metazoa, Nematoda, Chromadorea, Rhabditida, Rhabditidae. The record is from the annotation of a GenBank genome assembly.